AUAUAUUGAAUAAUUAUUUUGUAUAAUUAUAUUUAAUAUAAUUUUUAACAAACAAAAAUGGCAUUAAAAGGGAUAAAAGUUAUAGAACUGGCUGGACUUGCUCCAGGACCAUUUUGUGGAAUGUUAUUAGCAGAAUUUGGAGCUACUGUAAUAAGAGUAGAUAAAGUUGGAAGUGGAACAGUAUUUCCUGAUUUCACUGCUAAUGGAAAACGGUCAAUAGCAUUAAAUUUGAAAACCAAGGAGGGUGUUGAAGUUUUUAAAAAAAUGAGUAGACAUAGCGAUGUAAUAAUAGAUCCUUUUCGUAGAGGUGUUAUGGAAAAGAUGAAAAUAGGACCUGAUGAUAUAAUGAAGAUUAACAAACAGAUCAUUUAUGCUAGAUUAACUGGAUUUGGACAAAAAGGUCUUUAUGCAGAUAUGGCAGGUCAUGAUAUUAAUUUUGUAGGUUUAUCAGGUUUACUUUCUUUAUUUGGUCGUGCUAAUGAGAAGCCAACACCUCCUAUCAAUCUGGCUUCUGAUUUUGGUGGUGGCGGUUUAAUGUGUGCAUUAGGUAUCAUUUUAGCACUUUUUGAACGUAGCCGUAGUAAUUUAGGCCAGGUUGUAGAUGCUUCUAUGGUAGAAGGUACAGCGUAUUUAGGAAGUUGGUUCUUUAGGUCUCAACAGUUACCUUGGUUAUGGAGUAAUCCACGUGGACAGAAUUUAUUAGAUACAGGCACACAUUUUUACAAUACUUAUGAAACAAAGGAUAAACGUUAUAUGGCCGUUGGUGCUAUAGAAAACAAAUUCUACAGUAAUUUGUUAGAGAAACUUGGUUUAUCUGAAGAUGAAGUACCACAAUUUUCCAAUUUUGAUAAAAAUCAUGCAUUGUUUGUUGAUUUAUUUAAGAAAAAAACCCAGGCUGAAUGGUGUGCUAUUUUUGAUGGCGUAGAUGCUUGUGUAACACCAAUUUUAAACUUAAAAGACACACCGUAUCAUCCACACAAUGAAGAAAAUGAAACGUUUAAAGUUACAAAAAAUAAUUUAGUAAUACCAAACCCUGCACCACGAUUAUCUCGUACACCUGGUAUCUCAAUGGCAACUUGUAAAAAUCCAGAACGAGGAGAACAUAGCAUUGCCAUUCUUAAUGAAUUAGGUUACGAUUCUAAAGAAAUAGACAAUUUUGUAAAUAAUGGUAUAGUUAUACAAGCUAAAUCUAAUAGCAAAUUAUAAAACUAUCCUAUAAUUAUAAAGAAACAAAUUCAAAUAAUAUUAACAAAUAAUUGGGGGAGGGAAAACAUAUAUUAUAU
This is a messenger RNA of Polistes dominula (European paper wasp), 1283 nucleotides long. RefSeq names its product Alpha-methylacyl-CoA racemase (gene Amacr). Gene Ontology annotation, cellular component: mitochondrion. The record is from RefSeq and is a predicted model, not a curated record. NCBI's taxonomy places the organism in Eukaryota, Metazoa, Arthropoda, Insecta, Hymenoptera, Vespidae. Gene Ontology annotation, molecular function: alpha-methylacyl-CoA racemase activity. Gene Ontology annotation, biological process: bile acid metabolic process.